Molecule: messenger RNA, 2793 nt
Organism: Parnassius mnemosyne (clouded apollo)
Lineage: Eukaryota; Metazoa; Arthropoda; Insecta; Lepidoptera; Papilionidae
Source: the annotation of a GenBank genome assembly
AUGCUAAAUCAAAACAUAAUUCGUCCCUCUGUUUCGCCUUGGAGCGCCCCUGUAUGGGUAGUCCCGAAAAAAUUAGACGCUUCUGGCAAAAGAAAGUGGAGAAUAGUCAUUGACUAUCGCCGUCUUAAUGAUAUCACAGUUUCCGAAAGUUAUCCCCUGCCUCUUAUCACCGAUAUCCUAGAUCAAUUAGGCCAUUCCAAGUAUUUCACAACCCUUGAUCUUGCUAGCGGUUUCCACCAAAUAAAGAUGGAUCCUAAAGAUGCCCCAAAAACGGGAUUUACUAUAAGUACUAAUUCGAGCAUGUCUGGUCACUACGAAUUCACUAGAAUGCCCUUUGGUUUAAAAAACGCUCCUUCUACCUUCCAGCGCCUGAUGAAUACUGUCUUAUCAGGUUUGCAAGGUCUACACUGUUAUGUUUAUCUAGAUGAUUGCAUAAUUUAUAGUCAUAAUUUAAAUGAACAUAUGGAAAAAUUAAAACUAGUAUUCAAUAAGCUGCGCGAAUACAAUCUAAAAUUGCAACCAGAUAAGUGCGAAUUUUUAAGACGUGAAGUAACUUAUCUUGGUCAUAUUAUCACCGAUAAGGGUGUCUCUCCUAAUCCAGAAAAAGUAAAAGCAGUGUCACAAUUUCCAAUUCCUAAGAGCCCUAAAGAAAUUAAAUCCUUCCUAGGCCUAAUAGGCUAUUAUCGCCGAUUUAUUGAUAAUUUUUCUAAACUGACAAAACCACUUACUUCUUUAUUAAAAAGGGAUACUACCUUCCACUGGUCUCAAGAACAACAAAUUGCUUUCGAUGUUUUAAAAGAAAAAUUAAUCACUGCUCCGCUGCUCCAAUAUCCAGAUUUCUCUCAACCGUUCAUAGUAACUACAGAUGCAAGUAAUUAUGCCGUAGGCGCAAUCUUAUCACAAGGUCCUGUAGGCAAAGAUAAACCGAUAGCUUAUGCAUCACGUACUUUAAACCGUCCCGAAGGCAAUUAUUCAACUACCGAAAAGGAACUUCUAGCCAUUCUAUUCGCAGUCAAAACGUUUCGUCCUUACCUCUACGGUAAUAAAUUCAAAAUAGUUACCGAUCAUAGACCAUUGGUAUGGCUAUUCAAUGUCAAAGACCCAGGUAGUAGACUCAUUCGUUGGCGCUUAAAACUAGAAGAAUACGAUUACGAAAUUGUUUAUAAACAAGGCCGUCUUAAUUCUAACGCCGAUGCGUUAUCUCGCUGUCCCGUUAAUGUUAUAGAUAUUAACACUUUAAAUAAUUCCAGUUAUGAAAAAUAUUUUAAAGACCAAUUUACAAAUAAAACUCCUAUUUCAAAUACAAUAAUCUUAGAAUGUAGUCAAGGAUUACACCUAUCCAAACUAAAAACUAUUGCGUGUCCCGUCUCUUUAGAUUUUGACUCAUCUAUACCUCACUGUGAAGAAAUAUUAGCACAAUUAGACAAGCCUGAGGACUUAUUAAAUUCCGAACGCGAACCAUUUACAAUUCAAUGCGUAAAGGAUAAGAAUAAAUCUUACUAUUUUAUGUACACUAAAAUUCAUCAUUAUGAAGAAACCAAAUUUAAAGAUAUUUACAAUUUAAUUAUAAAACUCAGAGACAAAAUUUUAAUCGAGAACCCUGAUAUUACAGAUCUCGCCUUAUCAGACUUUUCAGAUCCAUUUUCUAAGCUAGCUUAUAUUAAAGUAUAUAAUAUGAUUGCCUAUAUUUUUCAUAACACUAACAUUAAAAUUCAUAUAUACAAAAAUCAAUUAAUUUAUCCUACUCCCGUCGAAAUCCCUAAAAUUUUAAAAGAGAAUCACGAUUCACCUAUUGCGGGUCACCCAGGUUCAAGUCGUAUGUAUAGACGAAUUAAAGCCGCCUAUUAUUGGAAAAGUAUGCGCUCUGACAUUGUAGAUUAUGUAAAGAAAUGCCAAUUAUGCCAAAUUAAUAAACCAUUAAGAAUGUCCAAUAAGGCCCCAAUGGAAAUAACCUCUACUUCCACUAGACCGUUUGAACGAUUAGCUCUUGACAUCGUUGGUCCUUUACCUGACGCAGGUUUUCAAAAAUUCAAAUUCAUCCUUACAUUACAAGAUGAUUUAACUAAAUUUUCAAGUGCUUAUCCCCUGGUCACAGCUACCAGUGAAGAAAUAGCCAGAAAUCUUGUACAUUUUAUGUCUCUUUUCGGUUUCCCUAAAACAAUCUUAACGGAUUUAGGUACUUGUUUUACGUCUGAUUUAUUUAAAGAAUUAACUCAAAUCUUAAAAGUCAAGGCUUUAUUUACUACUCCUUACCACCCACAAACAAAUGGAGCUCUAGAACGCUCACAUGCUACUUUAAAAGAAUACUUAAAAUCCUUCGUUAAUGAAAACCAGAACGACUGGCAUUGUUAUUUAUUUACCGCAAUAUUAGCUUAUAAUACUACCCCUCAUUGCACUACCAAUUUCACCCCUCAUGAAUUAUUAUAUGGUUAUAAACCUAAUAUCCCUAAUUCUCUAUAUGAAACGAACAAUAAUACUACUUAUAAUGAAUAUAUUCGAGCUUUACAAUAUCGAAUGCGUUUUAGUAGAGAAAAGGCCAUUCAAAAUAUAAUUAAUAGCAAAGAAAAAUCCAAACAAUAUUACGAUGUAAGUUCACGCGAAAUUUCGUAUAAAAUUGGUGACUUAGUUUAUAUAAAACACCAUCACCGACUUCGUAAGGCCCUAUCACCUAUAUGGAAAGGUCCAUAUAAAAUUAUAAAAGUCCAUAAUAAGCACAACGUUACUUUACAAGUAGGUCGUAAACAUGUUAAGUAUCAUAUAAACGAGAUUAAGCCUGCUAUUAACACUCCUUAA